This is a messenger RNA of Chaetomium globosum CBS 148.51, 5466 nucleotides long. RefSeq lists its product as uncharacterized. Gene Ontology annotation, molecular function: catalytic activity. The record is from RefSeq and is a predicted model, not a curated record. Bases 1 to 5466 code for a protein of 1821 amino acids. The transcript has 6 exons. NCBI's taxonomy places the organism in Eukaryota, Fungi, Ascomycota, Sordariomycetes, Sordariales, Chaetomiaceae.
AUGCCUGGUGCGGCGCGCGGUGGUUCAAACGUCAUUGACGUCAUGAGAGGCGAUUCCGGAACUCCAGGAGCGGGACAACGCCGCCCCCAGCGAAAGAAGGUGAAGACGAGAAGGGCGAUAGAGUCAAAGCUACAAGAAGAUAUGGAUUGGGAAGAGGAAAGCAACAUUGAGAAAAUGCCGAGAAAUCACAAGAAUCGCACCAUCCGGGUUGCAGCAGCCGACGAGGCGAGGGACGAGACCCGAGAAUCAGAACAAACCGUGGAUCAUGACCUUAACAACAAAUUGAACAUCAUGAAAGCAGAAAUUCAGACGGAAUUCAAAAAACUUAAGGACCAUAUGGCAGAGGAGAUCGCCAAAAUGACGGCCCAGCUGACUCAAGAGCUGGCACAGGCGCGAGAGGAGCUCACUCAAGCCCGCAGUGAGCUCGAGCAGACCAAGAUACAGCUACACACCAUGACUAGAGCUCAAGAAACCCCAUCGUAUCGACCGACGUAUGCAGACAUCGCCCGACAGACCCCUCUGGUCAGCAUUCCCACCCCGCCGACCUCCACCGGUCGGCCGGCGACACCGGAACCGACGUUCUGCAUCGUGGACAUGUCAAGGGUUCCGGAGGAUCAUGCCAGUGAAGCUACACCAGUAGCGCUUCGCAAGCUCAUUGAGCAUGAUAUGCGUGCGCCUGGCGACCAACCCAGCUGGCGCUGUGUUGCCGUCACAAGAGAUAGAGGAAGCACCAAUCGUCUUAGGGUCAUCAGUAGGAACGAAGGGGAAUUGAAGAAGAUCAAAGACAUCGUCGAAGCAAAGAAAACGCCGGGUGCGAGAGUCCUUCGAGAUCAGCUAGACUCCUCAAUGAAGGCUUCUUCUACGCCGGAGGAGAAUCAGGGUAUACGGGGGUGUUCGAACGUCGGAUGCGGCCGGACCAGUGCUACAACUGCCAGCAGAUCGGCCACAAAGCGUUCCAGUGCAGAAACCGUCAAGCGUGCGCCAAGUGCGGCAAGGAUGGUCACCACCAUCGCAGCUGCAGCGAAGUGGUUGCCAAAUGCAUCUUAUGCGGCGGCCCACAUGAAUCAUUUAGCAGAAGCUGCCAGAGGCUCUACCCAUCUCGUCAUGAGUAGAACGCUCCGCCUAAUCCAGCUUAAUGUGAGGAAGCAAGGUGUGGUGCACGAAAGCUUGAUGAACGACAAGGACAUUCAGAACGCAACAGUCUUGGCCAUCCAGGAGCCUCAUGCACGUAGGAUUCAUGGCCGACUCUUCACAACCCCCAUGGGACAUCACAAGUGGAUCAAGAUGGUUCCCUCGACUUGGAGGGAAGGCAGAUGGGCAGUUCGAAGUAUGCUUUGGGUGAACAAGGACGUGGAGGCGGAACAGGUACCGAUAGGGUCGCCGGACAUGACAGCAGCAAUCUUAAGGCUCCCCGGUCGGCGAGUCUUGGUAGUAUCGGUCUACGUACCAAAGCAGGACCCUCAAGCUCUACGGGAGACGUGCGACAAUUUACACAAGACAAUCAUGGGUGCAAGACGAGACGCGGGCACGACGGUAGACGUGGUAAUUGCCGGAGAUUUCAACCGGCACGACCAGCUGUGGGGAGGAGACGAUGUAUCUGUGGAAAUAAAAGGAGAGGCAGAUAGUAUCAUCGACCUGAUGAACGAGUUUGCCCUUCGCAGUCUGCUUCGACGGGGCACAAAGACAUGGCAUCUCGGGGAUUCCAACACGACCAUCGACCUGGUCCUGGCGUCUGCCGAGCUGGCGGAAACAACAGUCAAGUGUGCGAUCCACAGGACGAAACACGGAUCGGAUCACCGCGCGAUUGAGACGGUCUUUGACACCUUGGUCCCAGUACCAAAGGAACGGGACCGGCUUCUGCUCCAGAAUGCACCUUGGAAAGAAAUUAAAACCGAGAUUGCGAGGGCACUAGACGCCACCCCUUCGGGAGGCACUGUACAGCAGCAGACAGACCGACUAAUGUCGGCGGUCUUGGAGACGGUCCAAACCCUGACACCGAAAGCGAGACCAUCGCCAUAUGCCAAGCGGUGGUGGACAACCGACCUUACACAACUGCGUCGCAUUUACACAUACUGGAGGAACCGUGCUCGGACCGAACGACGAGCCGGGCGAUCCUUGGUGGACUUGGAGGAAAUGGCGAAAGCGGCUGCGAAACAGUACCACGACGCUAUCCGGCAACAGAAGAAGAAGCACUGGGACGACUUUCUUGAAGACAACAGCAAUAUCUGGAAGGCUGCCAAAUACCUAAAGUCUAGCGACGACAUAGCGUUCGGGAAGGUGCCACAGCUCGUCAGAGCAGACGGAACAGCCACGGCCGACCACAGAGAACAAGAAGAACUCUUAACCACCUUCUUUCCUCCCCUUCCAGAGAGGAUUGAAGAUGAAGGUGCUAGACCGCAGCGAGCUCCCGUAGCAAUGCCGCCAAUCACCAUGGAAGAGGUAGAGCGACAACUAUUCGCAGCCAAAUCUUGGAAAGCACCUGGGGAGGACGGCUUACCGGCGAUAGUCUGGAAGCAGACUUGGCCAGUGGUCAAGUACCGUGUUCUCGCACUAUUUCGAGCAUCUCUGGAGCAUAGCACACUGCCCAGUCAAUGGCGACACGCCAAGAUCAUACCGCUUAAGAAGCCCGGCAAGGACGACUACAGUGCUGCCAAAGCCUGGAGACCGAUCUCACUUCUAGCAACGCUCGGCAAGCUGCUGGAGUCGGUCGUCGCCGAAAGGAUCUCACAUGCGGUUGAGACAUAUGGGCUCCUCCCGACCAACCACUUCGGAGCGUGCAAGCAACGAUCGGCGGAGCAAGCGCUCAUACUCCUCCAGGAACAGAUUUACACCGCCUGGAGAGGUCGAAAGGUAGCAAGUCUGAUCAGCUUUGAUGUGAAAGGAGCCUACAAUGGAGUCUGCAAGGAAAGACUUCUUCAGCGGAUGAAGGCACGAGGCAUCCCAGACGAGCUGCUUCAAUGGACAAACGCCUUCUGCUCGGAGCGCACAGCCACAAUUCAAGUCAAUGGAUAUACAUCCGAGAUUCAAAGCCUACCUCAGGCUGGUCUACCUCAAGGCUCUCCCCUAUCCCCGAUCUUAUUCCUCUUCUUCAACGCGGACCUCGUACAACGACGAAUCGACAGCCGUGGUGGUGCGAUAGCCUUCGUGGAUGACUUUACAGCGUGGAUCACGGGACCUACGGCGCAGAGCAACCGAGAAGGCAUAGAAGCCAUCAUCAGGGACGCCCUAGACUGGGAGACAAGGAGUGGUGCGACCUUCAAUGUCCAGAAGACAGCAAUCAUACACUUCACUCGCACAAUCUAUAAGACCGACGCACAACCAUUCACCAUCAAGGGGCAGAUUGUCAAGCCUCAAGACCAUGUCAAGAUCCUUGGCGUGCUCAUGGACACAAAACUAAAGUACAAAGAACACAUUUGGAGGGCUGCGUCCAAAGGCCUGGAAGCAGCGAUGGAACUGAAACGCCUCCGAGGUCUGUCCCCAUCAACGGCGCGGCAGCUGUUUACAUGCACAGUUGCCCCCGUGGUAGACUACGCCUCCAAUGUGUGGAUGCACGCAUGCAAGAAUAAACUCGCAGGACCCAUCAACAGGAUCCAGAGAGUGGCGGCGCAAGCCAUCGUGGGGACCUUCCUCACAGUGGCAACGAGCGUAGCGGAAGCAGAAGCUCAUAUUGCCAGCGCACAAGAUCGGUUCUGGAGACGGGCCAUCAAACUAUGGACCGAUAUUCACACCCUGCCAUACACCAACCCAUUACGCAGAAACACGUCUCAAAUGCGAAAGUUCAGGAAAAGCCACCGCUCGCCACUCUACCAGGUGGCAGACACACUGAAAGACAUCGCAAUGGACGAGCUGGAAACCAUUAACCCGUUCACAUUGACACCUUGGGAGAACCGUGUACAAACUGUCACUAACGAGCCGACGACAACACGCCGGAAUGCCAACGACGAUAUUAUAUGCAUCGCCGUAAGCAGCUCGGCGCGAAACGGCCUGGUGGGAGUUGGCGGAGCUGCGACGCUGCCGGCAUCUGCAUACGGCACCCCAAAACUUGGGACCUUCUUCCUCUACGCUUGGCUCAAGGGCGCCGCUCCGGAAGUACAAAUGCCCAGGAUGCGGUCGACAACCCUCAACGUAGCACGGUCCAAGAGAGACAGCAGCAAUCACCUGCCAGACAAAGUCGGAGCUCAUUCCAAGCGAGUCGACGCAGCACUACCAGGGAAACACACCCAACUGCUGUACGAUCAUCUAUCUCAUAAGGAGGCUGCCAAACUUGCUCAGCUCAGAACAGGCAUGGCAAGGCUCAACGGUUACCUCCACCGAAUCGGAGUAGCACCGUCAGACCAGUGCGCAUGUGGACAAGCAAAAGAGACAGUGGACCACUUCCUAUUCCGAUGCACAAAAUGGACAGCGUACCGAAGAAAGAUGCUCGAAUGCGACGACCAGGAGACGCCGCUGUUGGCCGAAGACAUUGCGAUCAAGAGGGAGUUCGACGAAGCGCUUGCCGCAGAGGAGAUGCAACGAUGUCUGCGUUGCAAGGAGCGCUGGUUUGACAUCAAGCUCAUGGCGGAUGGCGUUUGUAAGCACUGCCACGACAAGGAUGACAAGAAACGGCAGGAGGAAUCUUUUUUUUUCUCCGCAGAGAACAAGCUUGAUUUUGGCCCGGUCCCACCACAGUUGCCCCAACUAAAGCCGUUGGAGGAGCUUUUCAUUGCGCGUGUGCACGUCAGCGUCAAUGUUCGUGGGCAGCAAUACAAGUAUCGUGGUCAUAUUGUACACUUCCUGCGCGACGUGGGCAAGGUGUAUUCCGAGCUUCCCUUAUUGCCCAAGGAUUUGGACAUUGUUAUCCUCCGCCCACGUGGAUCUGAGAAUGCUGAACAGAUGGACCGACAAUUCCGCAACCGCUUCCGAGUCCAGCCGGAAGAGGACGGAGAGGUUGUUGACGAAGCUGAGGUGCCCAAUAUGCUAGUCCAUGACUCAGAAUUGAACCAGCUCCAGGAGCGAGUCGACGGUGGGGCUGCUGAAGUCAAUGCCGCCAAUGAGCAAGUGCCCCUACAGCCCGUUGAGCCUCAGGCUGCUCAUCAGCUGAAGAUGCCUUCCAUCCGACGUACUCCUCUCGACGAGUUCAACCAAACGCAUGCGCUGCUCUCACUAGCUUGCCCGACCCUGUUUCCUCGAGGGGUUGCGGACUUCGUUGAACCUAGGCAGCGCAAGAUCUCCUAUCAGGAUUACAUCCAGCAUGCCAUGAAGUGGGAAGAUGGCCGAUUCGCUGAACAUCACAGCUUCCGAUUCAUUUGCGCUAAACACUCUGAUGAGGCAGCAGGCAAGGGGUCAAAGUCGAUUCUACGUCAGCAAGAAUCACCGCACACCUCUCGGAUCUAUCGCGAGACACCAUCACGAGCUAUUAUCAGGCAACUGCAGGCGUUAGAUGCUGUGGGGGGGAAGGAUCCCUCAGAGGAGUCAAUAGGUAUAUAA